Molecule: messenger RNA, 920 nt
Organism: Tinamus guttatus (white-throated tinamou)
Lineage: Eukaryota; Metazoa; Chordata; Aves; Tinamiformes; Tinamidae
Source: RefSeq, a predicted model, not a curated record
UUCCAGGUGAUUCCAAAGCAUAAGUUUGCCCUUGUGAAAUUUGAUACCCAAUACCCUUACGGUGACAAACAAGAUGAGUUUAAAAAGCUGGCGGAGAGCUCGGGCUCCAGCGAAGAUCUUCUGGUGGCUGAAGUAGGAAUAUCAGAUUACGGUGAUAAACUGAACACUGAUCUGGGUGAAAAAUACAAGCUGGAUAAGGACAAAUACCCUAUUUUUUACUUAUUCCAAGAUGGUGACUUUGACAACCCCUUACCUUACACGGGGGAAAUCAAAGUUGGGGCUAUUCAGCGCUGGCUGAAGAGCAAUGGCAUCUACCUGGGCAUGCCAGGCUGCCUGAAAGAGUACGAUGUGCUGGCCAGCAAGUUUGUGAGCGCCUCUGAAAAGUCGGAGCGCCAAUCGCUGCUGAAGAAGGGCCAAGAAACCUUAGCAAAAACAAAAGAAACCGAUAAGAAGUCAGCUGAGCAAUACUUGAAAAUUAUGAGCAAGAUAGUGGAGCAGGGAGAAGAAUUUGCUGCUAAUGAAGUUGUCCGAAUCACAAAACUGAUUGAGAAGAACAAAAUGAGUGAUGGGAAGAAGGAGGAGCUCCAGAAAAGUCUCAAUAUCCUUGCUUCUUUCCUGAAGAAGAAUAGUGAAAAAGAUGAGCUCUAGUAUGCUGGAGAACUUUGUACAAGCUGUGAAACACUGGCAGAAUCCUAACCAGUUCUCCUUAUACAGGCAAACUUCCCCCUGGCUUCAAGAGAGCAGCAGAUUUCCUCUGAUAUUCUCUAUUUGUUAGAAGAUCGAGAGGAAGACAUUCCUCAAAAGAAAAAAAAUAUAUUCUAAGUAUUCUAAAAGUUACCUUAAAGCAAGAUGACAGUAUUGUGUAAUACUAUUAAAUAACAGUGUUAAAGUAGACAAAAAAAGCACUGGAUUGGCCUGAA